Messenger RNA from Arvicanthis niloticus (Nile rat), 3110 nucleotides. It is a transcript of the gene Pgbd5, whose product is annotated as piggyBac transposable element derived 5. NCBI's taxonomy places the organism in Eukaryota, Metazoa, Chordata, Mammalia, Rodentia, Muridae. Gene Ontology annotation, biological process: non-replicative DNA transposition. Gene Ontology annotation, cellular component: nucleus. The record is from RefSeq and is a predicted model, not a curated record. Gene Ontology annotation, molecular function: transposase activity.
AUGGCCGAGGGCGGCGGGGGCGCGCGAAGGAGGGCUCCGGCGCUGCUGGAGGCAGCCCGUGCACGGUACGAAAGCCUGCACAUCUCGGACGAUGUGUUCGGCGAGUCGGGCCCGGACAGCGGCGGGAACCCCUUCUACAGCACCUCCGCAGCCUCACGCUCCUCCUCGGCCGCCUCCUCGGACGAUGAGCGUGAGCGCCCCGCGCCUCCGGGGACCGCCCCGCUACCCCACGCCGCGGAUCCCUUGGAAGUGGAGGAGGACGAGACCAGUGAGGGCUGGAGCGCCGUGCUGAGGGAUCGCCCGCCCCCGCGCUUCGAGGACACCGGUGGUCCAACCAGAAAGAUGCCGCCCAGCGCCAGCGCGGUGGACUUCUUCCAGCUCUUUGUCCCAGACAACGUGCUCAAGAACAUGGUGGUACAGACCAACAUGUAUGCCAGGAAGUUCCAGGAGCGAUUUGGCAGUGACGGUGCCUGGGUGGAGGUGACUCUGGCAGAGAUGAAGGCCUUCCUGGGCUACGUGAUCUCUACCAGUGUCUCGCACUGUGAGUCCGUACUCAGCAUCUGGAGUGGAGGUUUCUAUAGCAACCGGAGCCUCGCCCUCGUCAUGAGCCAGGCCCGCUUUGAGAAGAUCCUCAAGUACUUCCAUGUUGUGGCCUUCCGUUCCAGCCAGACCACGCAUGGGCUCUACAAGGUCCAGCCCUUCCUUGACUCCCUGCAGAGUGGCUUUGAUGCUGCUUUCAGGCCAUCUCAGACCCAGGUGCUACAUGAACCCCUGAUUGACGAGGACCCUGUGUUCAUUGCCACGUGCACGGAGCGAGAGCUGAGGAAGAGGAAAAAGCGGAAAUUCAGCCUGUGGGUCCGCCAGUGCUCUUCCACCGGGUUCAUCAUCCAGAUCUAUGUCCACCUAAAGGAAGGCGGUGGCCCAGAUGGCCUGGAUGCUCUGAAGAACAAGCCACAGCUGCACAGCAUGGUGGCCCGGAGCCUGUGCAGGAACGCGGCCGGGAAGAACUAUAUCAUCUUCACAGGGCCCAGCAUCACCAGCCUCAAUCUGUUUGAAGAAUUUGAGAAGCAAGGGAUCUACUGCUGUGGCCUCCUCAGCUCCAGGAAGAGUGACUGCACAGGUCUCCCUCCAUCCAUGCUGACCAACCCUGCCAUCCCACUUGCCAGAGGCCAGCACCAGAUCAGGACAAAGGGCAACAUGUCUCUGAUCUGCUGGUACAACAAGGGGCACUUCCGUUUCCUGACCAACGCCUACUCCCCUGUGCAGCAAGGCGUCAUCAUCAAGCGGAGGAGUGGGGAAAUCCCCUGCCCUCUGGCCGUGGAGGCCUUUGCUGCUCACCUCAGCUACAUCUGCAGAUACGACGACAAAUACAGCAAGUAUUUCAUCUCUCACAAGCCAAACAAGACGUGGCAGCAAGUGUUCUGGUUCGCCAUCAGCAUCGCUGUCAACAACGCGUACAUCCUGUACAAAAUGUCAGAUGCCUACCACGUGAGGAGGUACAGCCGGGCACAGUUCGGGGAGAGACUUGUCAGGGAGCUGCUGGGCCUGGAGGAAGACACAUCACCAGCCCACUGAGACUGUCGGCCCCGGGGUGUCAGGGACAAGGAAGGAGCCUGUCACCUGCCUGACCGCUGGAGGGCCCAUGUGUGGUCAGAGGUCUGCUUUCUGCGUCACCCCCACAAAGGGUGGCUCCCCGGAGCCUGAUACAGGUGAUUGGAUGGGCUGUGACCUCGGAAAGUACCAGCAAUAGGACCAGUGGACCGUGCUCUGCUUUCCAGAGCUUGAAAGAUCGUGAUGGGCUCAAGUUCAGACCAGGCAAGCUUACAAAACGGACCACUCGGUGCCACCCAUCCGCACUCGGGGUGUUGGGGUCCCAGCGCUCUCCCGUGGGAUCCGCCUAGAUGGCUCCUUUAGAAGAAGAGACGCAAUGUGGUGCCAUUAAAACUCAGAGCCAACGGGAUGGGAGCGGCUGCAGCUUGUUGACUAUAAACAGGGUGUUCCUGUUCUAUCCUCCAGGGGGCUACGGCGAGCAGGGCGAGGAGGGGAGAGCGAUGCCGUUUUUUGUUUUGUUUUGUUUUCAUUAUAUCUUCAGGUUAAUUCCUUACUGUUGCUUAAGGUCUACUGUGAACAAAUGUGUCCGUCCCCACCCCCCCUCCGACACCACACACCCUCACAGCUUCCUGCAUGAUCACAGUUCUGUGUCUGGCCUGUGGCAGGGUAGGAAGGGCUGCUGGCUUCCAGGACCAGAUAUGGCUAGGGGUAUCAAGGCCUGGGGAGCCUGCAGGCUGAAUACUCUGUCACCUUGUCACUGUUGGCAGAAUUACCUGUCUUUAAACUAUGUAGCAUCAUGAAAACAAAAUUCUUCACCGCCCUCUGUCUGUGGGGAUGGGGUCCCCCUGAAAGGCACAGCAGCAUUAAGAAGCCCUGGCUGGGGACUGGCCCAGGCAGGAAAGCAUGUGGGACCUCCCACAGACCCAGGUCCUUCCCACCAGAGGUUGACACAUCUCCAUGGAGCCCAGGCCCCAAGAUGGGCCCACUGUCCCCACAGAUGGGAAACAAGGAUUUUCUACACCUUGCAUCCCUUCCUCCCGAUCUCACAGCCACCUAAUGUCCUCAGAUGGAGAAUGUCCUCAGUGGGGGCUUUGGGGACACUCCUUCAUUCAUUCAGUGAGCUGAUGUGUGGCUGGCAGGAUGUUCUCCACACCUUGUCACAUCUGUGUCCUCCCUCUCCACAAGCACCCUCGCCUGUGGUGGGACCCACGUUGCCACAGAUCCUAGGCCAACUUCAGUUUGUGUGUGAGAUAACCUUUGCUGAACCCUUAGUCGGAUCAAAAGCACUUUUACCACAUGGAGAAAUAUAUUUUUAAUUUGUGAUGCUUUUCUACGAGGUCCACUCUUUCUGAGUUCAGGUGUUUCCAACACUUAGGGAGACUAAUGAAGGCCAAUGACUUUUUUCUUUUCUGUCCAAACAAGAAAAAUAAAAAUAAAAGUCUAUUUAGAUGUUGGCUGCUAGUAUGUGGCUUUGUUUCAAAGGUCAGAGUUAGAAAGUUAGAACUUGCUUUCCCACUGUGUGACCUGGUACGCAUGGGCUGAACUGUUCUUGGAAUCUU